GGCAGGGAUGAGAAAGGGUGCCUGCAAGCGAGCUUGAAAGGGAGCAGAAUGUGAGCCGCUGAUUGGUGGAAUAGAGCAAUUAGUGGAAGGUGUAGAACCAUUGAUAUAUUUAGUGCUGCGAGCUGUGGAGCUGGCAUUUGUGAGUUGGGGCUGCAGGUAGCAGGGGCUUCCUCUACUGUCUUAUUAUGUGGGCCUUCUGGUUGCGGCUGAUUUCUUGCUGUUUGUGGCAGCUGUGCAUAGAAGGCCAGACUCUGGGACCACAAAUUGCAAACCCCAAAUUUGCCACAAACAAUCCCACCCUCACAACAGUUGCUUUGGAGAAGCCCUUCUGUGUCUUUGAUGGCUCCAUGCUGAAAGGAGCAGCCUAUGAAGUAUACCUGUAUGUCAUGAUGGACUCCGCAAGUACUUCAGGUUCCUUUGUGAUGGACAAUAGCAGUAAACCUCUCGAUGCUACUUUCCAACAAAGCAGUGGAGGACAAAGGGGGCCUUACAAAGCUGCGGUGUUUAAUGUUCCAAACUGUGCGUCGCUUCCCAAGCUGCCUGAUGUUGUGGACGCCACCAAAGCACCUGCCAUCAUGACUCAGUAUCUGGUCAGAGUUGGCGAUGAUGCCACUUGUUUGUAUGACCCAAAUUUUCUAGACGCUUGUAAUCCACCUCUCUCCCAAGAUACAGCCUACAGGUUUAAAUACGUCCUUGUAGACAGUACAGCAGGUGUCAUGAAAGACCAAACUCUCUGGUCGCAACCAAUCAAAACCAGAAAGUUGAAACCGUCCUCUACCAUUGAUACCUGGCCAGGUCGCAGAAGUGGUGGAAUGAUAGUCAUAACUUCCAUCCUGAGUGUGCUGACGUUCACCCUAGUGGCUGGAUUUCUUGCUGCUGCUCUUCUGACUGUGACGGCAUCGGAAGAGACUCCCACUGAGAUGAGAUAUGAAUCCCAAACAACCCAACAGACUGCUCCAAGAGUGCUAGAAACUUCUGAGUCAGAACUAGAAGCUUCUUCCACCCACUAAAUAAAGUCUUCAAGUCAGAAAAGGUGGCCAACCAGCUGUGGGUGUCCUUUCAAUGCUCCCAGAUGCUUGGAUACGAAGUCUGGUUACAAAACUGCACAUCUUU
This is a messenger RNA of Lacerta agilis (Sand lizard), 1113 nucleotides long. RefSeq names its product uroplakin 3A (gene UPK3A). The record is from RefSeq and is a predicted model, not a curated record. NCBI's taxonomy places the organism in Eukaryota, Metazoa, Chordata, Lepidosauria, Squamata, Lacertidae. The coding region runs from base 186 to 1010 and encodes 274 amino acids. The transcript has 6 exons.